Molecule: messenger RNA, 725 nt
Organism: Galleria mellonella (greater wax moth)
Lineage: Eukaryota; Metazoa; Arthropoda; Insecta; Lepidoptera; Pyralidae
Product: transmembrane protein 186
Exons: 2
Coding region: 92-658 (188 amino acids)
Cellular component (GO): mitochondrion
Source: RefSeq, a predicted model, not a curated record
AUCUCAAUUUGUCAAUGUCAUCGCUGUGUAAUGGUUAUGUUCAUAGAAAAUUUCUUAUUGUUAUUAUCAAAGUAUUUUCUUUUCAAAUAAUAUGUAUAUUACUUCUUUUACAAAUCAAUUAAUUCUAAAUAUAAAAAGAUUUAUUAACGUACCUAGAAGGUCUAUUUCCAAAGAAAACUCGGAACAUGCAUCUCAUGAAUUUGAUUCUGUAUAUAAAUUCCCAAGUAUAAAAUACAUUGCAAUUUUAAAUAGACUUAAAGUGUAUCAUUUAAUUGGGACAUCUAUAGCAGUUCCUAGUUGCGGUCUAUUAGAAAUGUUGAGUGUAAUACCAGAAAACGCUUUUCUAGCAACUUCAUAUAUCGGGGUGACUGGAGGAUUGGCACUUUUAAUACCUAGUAUUUUAUUCCAUAAUUCUAUAGGAUUUUUAUAUAUUAGUAAAGACAAUAAACACAUCAAAAUAUCUUCUGUGGAUUUUUGGGGAAGAAGAAAAGAUAAAUGUGUUUCUGUAAAUGAUUGGAUACCAUUACUAGAUAUGCCUUCAAGAACAAUAGACAGUAUUUACUUAUCACCACAACUUACAGAUGGUACUAAAUAUAAACUUUUCAUUAAGUUUGGUACAGUUUUAAAUCCUCAAAAAAUUGGAGAAGUUCUUGAAUAGUUUUAUAUAUUUGAAAAUAUUUUAAGAAUGUUACUGUUAAAUAAUAAUAAAUAGAAAAUUUAUUAUA